GAAACAAACACGUGACUCCCUCUGAUCUUUUUGCUUACUCUCUUUGUCGGAGACUUUCAUUAGGCGACCGGAAUCCUAGAAAAUGGAGCAGUUUUACACUCCGAGGCCGGAGUUUUUGGUGGUGGGAUUAUUGUUGUUCUCCGUUUCGGUUCAUGCUCAGAUUUCGAUUCCGUCGAAGCAGGAUGGGUUCUGGUACAAGGAUAGAGCAGCCGGGAUUGAUUCCAUACUGAUCGAGGCGUUCCUGGACCCGGUCUGCCCCGACAGCCGAGACGCGUGGCCUCCGCUCAAGCAGGCCUUCGAAUUCUACGGCUCUCGCGUCUCUCUAGUCGUUUACCCCUUCGCUUUGCCUUACCACGACAAUGCGUUUCUUUGUUCCCGAGCUUUGCAUAUUGUCAAUAAAUUCAAUAGUUCUUCCCCAUACAAGUUACUGGAGUCUUUCUUUGGAAGCCAGGAGGAGUUUUAUAACCAAAAAACUUUCAACUUGUCCAGAGCAUCGGUUGUAGCUUACGUUGCCAAGUUUGCAGCUAACGCAGUUGGAAAUACGUUAUAUGAUGAAAUUAAAGCUGGAUUUAGCGACUCCACAACUGAUCAAGCAACAAGAUAUUCCUUCAAGUAUGGUUGUCUGAAAGGGGUUUACGGUACACCAUUCUUCUUUGUGAAUGGCUAUCCAUUGCCCGAUGCUGGCUCAGCCUUGUCGUAUAAAGAUUGGAGAGGCUUCAUUGAUCCACUGGUCGCUGAAGCAGAGGCGAGCAGGGUGGAGCCUUCACAUUACUUACUAUGAACCAUUGUGCUCUGUAUCACAGUGUCUAUCCUUAUGACUAAAGGACAUAUGUAAUCUGCAUCAUCUCAUGCACCUGUCUGUUUUGAGGACUAAAGGAGUCUUGUAAACUGCAUGAAUGCCAAACUGGGCAGAAUAAAAAGGUUGCUUGAAGGAA
Messenger RNA from Ipomoea triloba (trilobed morning glory), 935 nucleotides. RefSeq lists its product as uncharacterized. The coding region runs from base 83 to 781 and encodes 232 amino acids. The transcript is spliced from 4 exons. The record is from RefSeq and is a predicted model, not a curated record. Lineage: Eukaryota; Viridiplantae; Streptophyta; Magnoliopsida; Solanales; Convolvulaceae.